AUGCGGCAGCCUGUCCCCCGCAGCCGCCGCCCCCUCCUGCUGGGGCUGCUGCUCUCGCUUCUCGCUGCUGCCUCCGCCGCGGCCUCCACCGCCAGCCCGGGCCCCCGCCACGCCGUCGAGGUUGCGGGGAUCCCAGGCCGCCCGGCCGGUGUCCCUGCUUGUCGCUGCUGCCCAGGCCAAUCGCUCAGAAGGAGCCACUGCUUCCGAGCCUCCUGCAGGGGCCAGAACUGCACCGCCCCCAAGUGCGCAGGUGCUCGGCCGUGUCUGACCCCGGUGCCCCCAAGCCCCAGCCCCAGCGUGAAGAAGAGACAGGUGUCCCUUAACUGGCAGCCGCUGACACUACAGGAGGCCCGAGCAUUGCUGAAACGGCGGCGGCCCCGCGGGCCAGGGGGCCGAUCCCUACUGAGAAGGAGGCCCCCCCAGCGCGCCCCUGUCGGCCAGGCCCCGGUCCUGUGUCCCUUGAUCUGUCACAACGGCGGUGUGUGCUUGAGGACGGACCGCUGCCUCUGUCCCCCGGACUUCGCUGGCAAGUUCUGCCAGUUGCAUUCUUCGGGUGCCCGGCCCCCCGCCCCGUCCACGCCAGGUCACACCCGCUCAGUGUACACCAUGCCUCUGGCCAACCACCGCGACGACGAGCACGGCGUGGCGUCCAUGGUGAGCGUGCACGUGGAGCACCCACAGGAGGCGUCCGUGGUGGUGCACCAGGUGGAGCGAGUGUCUGGGACGUGGGACGAGGCGAAGGCCGAGGCGGCGGCGCGCGCCGAAGCGGCGGCGCCCUACACGGUGCUGGCGCAGAGCGCGCCGCGCGAGGACGGCUACUCGGACGCGUCGGGCUUCGGCUACUGCUUCCGGGAGCUGCGCGGCGGCGACUGCGCGUCCCCGCUGCCGGGGCUCCGGACUCAGGACGUUUGCUGCCGAGGGGGCGGCUUGGCCUGGGGCGUCCACGACUGUCAGCCGUGCUCCGAGUACUUGGGGAACACUGACAGAGGAGUGGAUGGACCUUGUCCAACCGGCUUUGAAAGGGUUAAUGGGUCCUGCCAAGAUGUGGAUGAGUGUGCCACAGGUGGGCGAUGCCAACACGGAGAGUGUGCGAACACACGUGGUGGCUACACAUGCGUGUGCCCCGAUGGGUUCCUGCUUGACUCCUCCCGGAGCAGCUGCAUCUCUCAACAUGUGAUCUCAGAGGCCAAGGGGCCUUGCUUCCGAGUGCUCCGCGACGGUGGCUGCUCGCUGCCCAUUCUGCGGAACAUCACCAAACAGAUCUGCUGCUGCAGUCGCGUGGGCAAAGCCUGGGGCCGCGGCUGCCAGCUCUGUCCACCCUACGGCUCAGAGGGCUUUCGGGAGAUCUGUCCUGCCGGCCCAGGCUACCACUAUUCCGCCUCUGAUCUCCGUUACAACACUCGGCCUCUGAGUCAGGACCCACCCCGCGUGUCUGUCAGCCAGACCAGGCCCUUGCCUGCCACCACCAGGCCACCCACAGAGUCCAGAACUGAACGUCGCCCACAGUCCCGGCCUGAGCAUCGACUGGAUUCCCGACCUGAACGUCGGCCGGAUUCCCAGCCUGAGUAUCGACCUGAUCCCCGGCCUGAACGUCGGCCGGAUUCCCAGCCUGAGUAUCGACCUGAUCCCCGGCCUGAAUAUCGGCCUGAUUCCCGUCCUGAACGUCGGCAAGAUCCCCGUCCUGAACGUCGGCCCGAUUCCCGUCCUGAACGUCUGCCUGAUUCCCGGCCUGAGCAUCGACCCGAUCCCCGGCCGGAACAUCGGCCUGACCCCCGACCCGAGCGCCGGCCAGAGCCCAGACCCGGCCCUGAGCUUCCUGUUCCCAGCAUCCCAGCCUGGACUGGCCCUGAGACCCCCGAAACAGGUGCCUGUCAGCGAAAUCCUCAGGUCUGUGGUGCAGGACGCUGCAUCCCCCGACCCAGCGGCUACACCUGCGCUUGUGACCCCGGAUACAGACUCAGCCCUCAGGGCACACGCUGCAUCGACGUGGACGAAUGUCGCCGGGUACCCACACCUUGUACUCCUGGGCGCUGCGAAAACACGCCUGGCAGCUUCCGUUGCGUGUGUGGCCGGGGCUACCGAGCUGGCCCACGAGCUACGGAGUGCCUGGAUGUGAAUGAGUGUCACCGCGUGCCACCACCCUGUGACCGCGGACGCUGUGAGAACACACCAGGCAGCUUCCUGUGUGUGUGCCCAGCCGGGUAUCAGGCCGAGACCCAUGGAGCCAGCUGCCAGGAUGUGGACGAGUGCAUCCAGAGCCCGGGCCUGUGUGGCCGCGGGGUGUGUGAGAACCUGCCUGGCAAUUUCCGCUGUGUGUGCCCAGCUGGCUUCCGCGGCUCCUCCUGUGAGGAGGAUGUGGAUGAGUGUGCCCAGGUGCCACCGCCCUGCGGGCCGGGACGCUGUGACAAUACCAUGGGCUCCUAUCACUGUGCAUGCCCCUCUGGCUUCCGCUCCCGAGGGCCCGGUGCCCCCUGCCAAGAUGUGGAUGAGUGUGCCCGAAGCCCCCAGCCAUGUAACUAUGGCCGAUGCGAGAACACAGAGGGCAGCUUCCGGUGUGUCUGUCCCACCGGUUUCCAACCGAAUGCAGCCGGCUCUGCGUGCGAGGAUGUGGAUGAGUGUGAGAACCACUUGGCAUGUCCGGGACAGGAGUGUGUCAACUCGCCUGGCUCGUUCCAGUGUAGGGCCUGUCCUGUCGGUCACCACCUGCUCCAAGGCCGCUGCACCGAUGUGGAUGAAUGUAGUUCGGGCGCCUCCUGCGGUCCCCAUGGCCACUGCACCAACACUGAAGGCUCUUUCCGCUGCACCUGUGCCCCGGGCUACCGGGCUCCAUCAGGCCAGCCUGGGCCCUGUGCAGACGUGAAUGAGUGCCUGGAGGGAGACUUUUGCUUCCCGCACGGCGAGUGCCUCAACACUGACGGUUCCUUUGCCUGCACCUGUGCUCCCGGAUACCGGCCCGGACCCCGCGGAGCCUCUUGCCUUGACGUGGACGAGUGUAGUGAGGAAGAUCUUUGCCAGAGCGGCAUCUGCACCAACACCGACGGUUCUUUCGAGUGCGUCUGUCCCCCUGGACAUCGCGCCAGCCCUGACCAAGCCUCCUGCCAGGACGUGGACGAAUGUCGCGAGCAGGGUCCAGCCCUGUGCGGGUCGCAGCGCUGUGAGAAUUCUCCCGGCUCCUACCGUUGUGUCCGUGACUGUGAUCCCGGUUACCACGCGGGCCCCGAGGGCACCUGUGAUGAUGUGGAUGAGUGCCAAGAAUACGGCGCCUCAAUUUGUGGGACCCAGCGCUGCGAGAACACCCCUGGCUCCUACCGCUGUGUGCCAGCUUGUGAGCCUGGCUAUCAGCCCACGCCCGGUGGAGGAUGCCAGGAUGUGGAUGAAUGCCGGAACCGAUCCUUCUGCGGGGCCCAUGCUGUGUGCCAGAACCUGCCCGGCUCCUUUCAGUGCCUCUGUGACCAGGGCUACGAGGGGGCGAGGGACGGGCGUCACUGCGUGGAUGUGAAUGAGUGUGAGACCCUGCAGGGCGUGUGUGGAACUGCCCUGUGUGAGAAUGUGGAGGGCUCCUUCCUCUGUGUCUGCCCCACCAGCCCCGAGGAGUUUGAUCCCAUGACGGGGCGCUGUGUUCCCCCAAGGCGUUCUUCAGGUUCUUCAGGUACAUUCCCAGGUUCGCAAGCCCAGGCCCCUGCCAGCCCAAAUUUACCAGCCAGACCAGCCCAGCCACCACCAUCAGCCCGCCGUCCCAACCCGCCCAGGCAGGGCCCAGUGGGCAGCGGGCGCCGGGAGUGCUACUUUGACACUGCGGCUCCUGACGCCUGUGACAACAUCCUGGCAAGGAACGUGACGUGGCAGGAGUGCUGCUGCACGGUGGGCGAGGGCUGGGGCAGCGGCUGCCGCAUCCAGCAGUGCCCCGGCACAGAGACAGCCGAGUACCAGUCGUUGUGCCCCCAUGGUCGGGGCUACCUGGCACCGAGCGGAGACCCCAGUCUCCGGAGAGAUGUGGACGAAUGCCAGCUCUUCCGGGACCAGGUGUGCAAAAGCGGCGUGUGCGUGAACACGGCUCCCGGCUACUCGUGUUACUGCAGCAACGGCUUCUACUACCAUGCCCGGCGGAUGGAGUGCGUCGAUAACGACGAAUGUGCCCUUGAUAACGAUGACGAGGAACCGGCUUGCGAGGGCGGCCACUGCGUCAACACCGUGGGCUCCUACCACUGCACCUGCGAGGAGCCGCUAGUGCUGGACGGCUCUCGGCGCCGCUGCGUGACCAAUGAGAGCCAGAGCCUAGAUGACAAUCUGGGGGUGUGCUGGCAGGAAGUGGGGGUCGACCUGGUAUGCAGUCGCCCUCGGCUGGACCGCCAGGCCACCUACACCGAGUGCUGCUGCCUGUACGGGGAGGCCUGGGGCAUGGACUGUGCCCUCUGCCCUGCCCAGGACUCAGAUGAUUUUGAGGCCCUGUGCAACGUGCUGCGCCCCCCGGCAUAUAGUCCCCCGCGGCCUGGGGGCUUUGGACCCCCUUACGAGUACGGCCCAGACCUAGGCCCACCUUACCAGAGCCCUCCCUAUGGGCCCGAGGUGUACCCGCCACCUGUGCUCCCCUACGAUCCCUACCCACCGCCCCCUGGUUCUUUCCCCCGCCGAGAGGACCCCUACCCACCACCACCUCCCCCGGGUCCCUUCCCCCGCCGGGAAGACCCUUAUCCACCGCCUCCUCCACCUGGACCCUUCCCCCGUCGGGAAGACCCCUACCCACCACCUCCGCCCCCCGGACCCUUCCCCCGCCGGGAAGAUCCCUACCCACCGCCCCCGCCCCCCGGACCCUUCCCCCGCCGGGGAGACCCCUACCCACCACCUCCUCCCCCAGGGCCCUUCCCUCGCCGGGAAGAUCCCUACCCACCGCCCCCGCCCCCCGGACCCUUCCCCCGCCGAGUGGACCCCUAUCCACCACCCCCCGGGCCGUUUGCCCGCCGGGAGGCCCCCUUCGGGGCACCCUUCGACAUGCCCGAUUUUGAGGACGACGAGGAGAGCGAAGGUGUCCCCUAUGGCGAAUCUGAGGACCCCGUGCCGUCUGACCCGGGCACCCGAUGGCGCUAUCGACCCCGCGACACUCGUGGCUCCUUCUCUGAGCCCGAGGAGGCCUCGGAAGGUAGAGGUUAUGCUGCAGGUGCAGGCGCACUGGCUGGGCCCUACGAGGGGCUGGAGGCCGAGGAAUGUGGGAUCCUGGACGGCUGCGCCCAUGGCCGCUGCGUGCGCGUCCCCGAGGGCUUCACCUGCGACUGCUUCGACGGCUACCGCCUGGACACGACACGGAUGUCCUGCGUCGAUAUCAACGAGUGCGACGAGUCGGAGCUGGACGCCCCACUCUGCGUCAACGCGCGCUGUGUCAACACCGACGGCUCCUUCCGCUGCGUCUGCCGCCCGGGCUUCGCCCCCACGCACCAGCCACACCACUGCGCGCCCGCGCGACCCCGAGCCUGAGCCCCAAGCGCCCCGCGCCUGCGCACUCGGGGCCCGGCGUCCCGCCCCCCCAGCCUGCGCGCGUGCGCACUGGUGACCCCAUCCCGGUUCCGGGCCCCUGAUGCAGUGGGGCCCCUCGGGGCCCGCACCCACAGCAUCCUUCACGUUCCUCCUGCUCUCCUUUUUAUACAAUUUUUUUUUUUCAAUUAAAAACACCUAUUUUGUA
Messenger RNA from Sorex fumeus (smoky shrew), 5674 nucleotides. RefSeq names its product latent transforming growth factor beta binding protein 4 (gene LTBP4). The transcript is spliced from 33 exons. Lineage: Eukaryota; Metazoa; Chordata; Mammalia; Eulipotyphla; Soricidae. The coding region runs from base 1 to 5469 and encodes 1822 amino acids. Gene Ontology annotation, molecular function: calcium ion binding. The record is from RefSeq and is a predicted model, not a curated record.